Notodromas monacha is the source of this 3443-nucleotide messenger RNA. The record is from the annotation of a GenBank genome assembly. NCBI's taxonomy places the organism in Eukaryota, Metazoa, Arthropoda, Ostracoda, Podocopida, Cyprididae.
AUGCUGCCGAAGAGCACUGGAGGCUUCCUCAGCCAGGAGAAACGGCCUUAUGGAGGGAAGAUCACGAGCAUGCCGAAGUUGCCAAGACCGCUUGACCUGGAGGAGAAGAAAUACAUGUUGUCCGUGGAGAAGGGCGAUAUUGCUGCGACGAAAAGGUGCUCAAUUCUGCUGAAUUCUCUUGAGAGCCAAGCGAACUGGUCAGCCGAAUGUCAACUGCAGAGACCCGUUGGGGAGAACCGCAGCUGGGAGAAGGUGGAGAGGAACAUCGCGAGUUACACCCCAGACAUCACUCCUUUAAUUUUGGCUGCUCAUAAGAACAAUUACGAAAUCCUCAAGCUUUUGAUUGACAGGGGUGCGACCAUCCCAAUGCCGCAUGACAUCAGAUGUGGGUGUGACGAGUGUGUGGAGUCUUCAUCCUCUGACUCGUUGCGACAUUCCAUGGCCAGAAUAAACGCCUACAGGGCAUUGGCUUCGCCAUCGUUAAUCGCCUUGUCAUCUACCGACCCCAUUCUGACUGCUUUUGAGCUUUCCUGGGAGCUGAAAACUCUGGCUUACACAGAACAUGAGUUUAAAGCUGAAUAUAUGGACUUGAAAAGACAGUGUAUGUCAUUCGCCGAGUCACUCCUGAACCAGACGAGGAGUUCCCAGGAGCUCGCUAUCAUCUUGAAUUAUGACCCACACACGGAUGUACCUUACCAAGAUGGGGACCACAUGAAGCUUGCGAGACUUGAACUGGCCAUAGAUUACAAGCAGAAGAAGUUCGUUGCGCAUCCUCAUAUUCAACAACUACUGGCUUCCCUGUGGUAUGAUGGGCUUCCUGGGUUCAGACGGAAAACGCCUUUGAUGAAAGCUUUGGAGAUCGUGAAAGUUGCCGUCUUAUUUCCUUACUACUGUGCUUUAUACAUGAUCGCCCCUGGGUCAAGUUCGGGAAAGCUCAUGAAGAAACCGUUCAUGAAAUUUCUCAUCCACUCAUCCUCCUAUUUGUUCUUUUUGUUUCUGUUGAUUUUGAUGUCCCAGAGGGUCGAGGAAAAGUUGCUGGAGCUGGUGUUGGGCUACCAGGACCAUGGUGGUAUAAAACAGCAACGUGGACUCGGGCCUACGAUCGUGGAAGCUGCGGUUUUGCUUUACAUUUUUGGCUUUUUGUGGGAGGAAAUCAAGGAACUCUGGAGUGAGGGAUUGGUUCAGUAUUUGGACGACUUGUGGAAUGUGGUCGAUGUGAGCAGAAACGUGCUGUAUGUCACCACGGUCAUCCUCAGGGUGUUCGCGUAUAUAGAGCAGACGCGAGAAAUCAAGUUGAACCCCGCCGUGGCCUUUCUGCCGAGGGAAAUGUGGGACCCGUAUGAUGCCCAACUCAUAGCCGAAGGUCUCUGUGCUGCAGCCAAUGUUCUUAGUGCGUUGAAGCUGGUGCACAUGUUCAGCAUUAACCCUUACCUGGGGCCUUUGCAAGUCUCCUUAGGCAGGAUGGUGAUCGACAUAAUCAAGUUCAUCUUGAUCUACACCUUGGUUUUGUUCGCGUUUGCCUGUGGUUUGAACCAGUUGCUUUGGUAUUAUGCUGAUCUGGAGAGACAAGUGUGUUUCAGCCUUCCGGACGGGCUACCAGACUGGGUUGGGCAAAGCUCUGCGUGCAUGAACUGGAGGAGAUUCGCCAACUUGUUUGAAGCUACGCAGUCGAUGUUCUGGGCAACGUUCGGCUUGUGGGGAUUGGAAGCCUUCCAGCUGAAGGGAAUCCAGAGUUACACGAGGUUCUGGGCCAUGCUGAUGUUUGGUUGCUACUCCAUCAUCAAUGUGGUGGUGUUGCUGAAUCUCCUCAUUGCCAUGAUGUCCCAUUCGUUCACUGUCAUCACGGAAAAAGCGGAUUCCGAGUGGAAGUUUGCCCGGACCGAGCUGUGGUUGAAGUACUUUGAGCCUGGAUCGACUCUUCCGCCUCCGUUCAAUCUAAUACCUUCGCCGAAAACCAUUCUUCGACUGUUGAAAGGACGCUCCACGAACCCGAAAGACCCCAGAUCCAUCAAGAAAAAGGCCAAUGAAUCGAAAGAGAGGGAUUAUAGACACAUGGCCGUGAUGAGGGCUUUGGUUUGGAGGUAUAUCAUCCAGCAGCAAAGAAGUGCAGAGGAACGUGAAGUCACGGAAGAUGACAUCAGCGAAGUGAAGAAUGACAUCUCUUCAUUCAGAUGUGACAUGCUGGAGGUCUUCAAAUCGAAUGGUUUCGCCGUUGAUGAUAUCAUGAAGAAGGAAAGCUACAGCGUUUGUAGAAAGAGCAGGAUCUGGGAGCGCAGACUAUUGAAAGACUUCCAUGUGUCGCCGAUUGCGGGUUCUGGGGAUAGAAUUCUCGGAGCAGCUGACAAGACUGAAGAACCCAAGGAGAAAUUCCGGCGAGUUGCAAGAAUGGUGAUAGGAAAACAGCAGGCAGUCUUCAGCAAGUGGGCUCUGGUUGUACGGCAAGCGCAGAAAAUGAGUCAUAUUGGUUGUACCCCGAGAAGCGCAUUGCCGCAUCGGCAGAGCCUGAAGAAAGCAAUGGAAGAAGCUGCCAAAUUGAUGUACAUCAAGUCCGACUCUCCGUUGGUUGGUAGGUCGCCGAUUCUGAUCAACAGUGCUGCUGAAGGCAGGCGUCUCCUGGACCUGCUGAAGAGUCCGUUGGCUGAAAGAGCUGCAGCUUUGAGCAAAGAGAAACAUCAUUCUGACAACUUCUUGGAAGUGCCUCCUCGGCCGGGCAUCUUCAGGGUAGUGACAAACGAAGACAGCUCGGGAGCAGCGACUCCGGUGCCAGACGCUGCAGAGAGCGAUUAUGAAUCGAGAAAGCCGGAGCCAUCACCCAUCCUGAGUCUAGCAAAGGCAGUGAUGAAAUUGCAGGAUGCUGAGGAUGCCAUGCACGAGGUACUUGAAGUGCCGGUGGACCUACCGCCGCCAUUGCCGUUGUGCGACCCCCCACCAUCAUUGCCGCUGUUCGAGCCUCCCUCAUCAGAACUGGAACCGCCAGUGGAAGAAGCUCAUGCAGAUGUUGAAAGUGGGGAUGAAACAGACCUCGUGCCGGACUGCCGGGCGGAGGACGAAGAAACACCCAAGCCCGACGUCACUCUCAUGGAACCAUUGAAACCUGAGCCGAAGAACCUCCGUAAACCAUCCACAUCAUCCCUGGAGCAAGUGAUCGUCGGCACUGAUCAUCAAGAUCUUCGCCUCGAUUUUUCGAAGGACACCAAGAAAACUGAAUCGUCCGAGUGCCUCAUCCCACCGUCUCCCCCAGAAAUCGUAGAAGAACCGGAGCCCUCGCCAAGAUCCUCUCCUUUUCAGAAAGGCGCCGGCUGGAUCUAAGCCUAAUAUCUUCAGAAUAUUUCAAUUUGUUCCUUGCACUCCCAAGCAUUUGAAUCACAUACGCUUAAUUAAAAGUAAAGGGGAUCCAUCAUAUUUGCUCCAGGGAGAAAUACAGCAGUGCUAUCCCUUGUACA